Messenger RNA from Agelaius phoeniceus (red-winged blackbird), 3096 nucleotides. NCBI's taxonomy places the organism in Eukaryota, Metazoa, Chordata, Aves, Passeriformes, Icteridae. The record is from RefSeq and is a predicted model, not a curated record.
AUGGAGAGCAGCGAGGAGCCGGUGGCCGAGGCCGUUUUGAGCGGCUCCAGGGCGCAGGGAGAAGCCAGCGGGGAGGAGAAGCCGCGGAGAUGCCUGAGCAGGAGGGGCUGCAAACGCAGAGCGCGGGGAUCCGAGGGGCAAAGAGCCGGCCUGGGCCAGGGAGGGGCUCAGAGCCCCGAGCUGGGGCUCCGGGAGCAGCUCCAGGAGGGGCAGGAGAAGCCCCACGAGCGCUCGGAGUGCGGGAAGAGCUUCACCAAAAGGUCCCACCUGAUUGUCCACCUGAGGAACCACAUGGAACAACACCCGGGAUCUGAGGGGGAAAAACCCACCCUGGACCUGGGUCAGAGAUCAGAGCUGCGGGUCCGGGAGCAGCUCCAGGAUGGGCAGGAGAAGAAGCCCCACAAGUGCUCGGAAUGCGGGAAGAGCUUCAAGAGGAGAUCCUGCCUGGUUGUCCACCAGAGGAGCCACACGGGAUCUGAGGGGGAAAAACCCACCCUGGACCUGGGUCAGAGCUCAGAGCUGGGGGUCCAAGAGCAGCUCCAGGAUGGGGAGAAGAAGCCCCACAAGUGUUUGGAAUGUGGGAAGAGCUUCACCAAAAGGUCCCACCUGAUUGUCCACCAGAGGAGCCACACGGGAUCCGAGGGGGAAAAACCCACCCUGGACCAGGGUCAGAGCUCAGAGCUGGGACUCCAAGAGCAGCUCCAGGAUGGGGAGAAGAGGCCCCACAAGUGUUUGGAGUGUGGGAAGAGCUUCAUGCUGAGCUUCCACCUGGUUGACCAUUCCAGAGUCCACACCGGGGAACGUCCCUACGAGUGCGGGCUGUGCGGGAAGAGCUUCACCAGCAGCUCCUACCUGAGGGUCCACCAGAGGAUGCACACCGGGGAGAAGCCCUACGAGUGCGGGCAGUGCAAGAAGAGGUUCCUGACCAGCUCCUACCUCCUCGUGCACCAGCGGAUCCACAAAGACGAGAAACCCUUCAGCUGCCCCGACUGCGGCAAGAGCUUCAGCCAGAAGUCCAACCUGGUCGUCCACCGGCGCAUCCACACCGAUGAGAGGCCCUACGAGUGUCCCCUGUGCGGGAAGGGCUUCAGGACAAACUGCCAGCUGGUUGUCCACCACAGGACGCACACGGGAGAGCGGCCCUACGAGUGUGGGCAGUGCGGGAAGAGCUUCAGCAGCAACUCCCAGCUGAUUUUUCACCGGAGGAGCCACUCGGGGCGUCGCCGAGAGGGAUCCGAGGGGGGAAAGCCCAGGCUGGGUCAUGGAGGUGGUCAGAGAUCCAAGCUGGAGGUUCAGGAUGGGGAGAAUUCCCACAAAUGCCGGGAAUGUGGGAAGAGCUUCAUGUCCAAGUCCUCCUUGCUCUACCACCACCGCAUCCACACCGGCGAGAGGCCCUACGGGUGCCCCCAGUGCGGGAAGGGCUUCACCUCCAGCACGGGGCUGACCGUCCACCGCAGGAGGCACACAGGGGAGAGGCCCUACGAGUGCCCCCAGUGCGGGAAGAGCUUCAGGGAGCACUCGAGCCUCAAAGUCCACCUCAGGAUCCACACUGGAGAACGGCCCUACAGGUGCCCCCAGUGCGGGAAGGGCUUCAGGGAGCGUUCAAGCCUCAACGUCCACCUCAGGAUCCACACUGGAGAACGCCCCUACAGGUGCGGGCAGUGCGGGAAGGGCUUCACCUCCAGCACGGGGCUGACCGUCCACCGCAGGAGGCACACGGGGGAGCGGCCCUACGAGUGCCCCCAGUGCCCCAAGAGCUUCAGCAGGAGCUCCCAGCUGCUGGUGCACCUGAGGUGCCACACCGGUGAGAGGCCCUACGAGUGCCCCCAGUGCGGGAAGGGCUUCAGGGAGCGCUCCCAGCUGCUGGUGCACCUGAGGUGCCACAGCGGCGAGAGGCCCUACGAGUGCCCCCAGUGCCCCAAGAGCUUCAGGGGGAGGUCCCAGCUGCUGGUGCACCUGAGGUGCCACACCGGCGAGAGGCCCUACGGGUGCGCCCAGUGCGGGAAGAGCUUCGCGACGAGCUCCUGCCUGAUGAAACACCGCCGGAGCCACACGGGGGAGAAGCCCUACGAGUGCGGGUGGUGCGGGAAGAGCUUCGUGGUGAGGUCCCACCUCAACACCCACCUGAGGACCCACACCGGGGAGAAACCCUUCGAGUGCCAGCUGUGCGGCAAGAGCUUCAGCACCAGGUCCUACCUGGUCGUCCACCAGCGGUUCCACAGCGGGGAGAGGCCCUACAAGUGCGGGGAGUGCGGGAAGAGCUUCGUCAUGUGCUCCCUGCUGAUCGUCCACCGGAGGAUCCACACCGGCGAGCGGCCCUACGUGUGCGACGUGUGCAGGAAGGGUUUCAGGAGCGGCUACCUUCUCCUGGUCCACCAGCGCUCGCACACGGACGAGAAACCCUUCCGGUGCCCCGACUGCGGCAAGGGCUUCAGGGAGAACUCCACCCUCACCGUCCACCGCCGCGUGCACACCGGGGAGAGGCCCUACCUGUGCCCCCAGUGCGGGAAAACCUUCAUGCUGAGCUCCCGCCUGCGCGCCCACCAGAGGAGCCACACGGGGAGAACGUCCCCCACAGGUGCGAGGAGUGCGGCAAGGGGCUUCACCACCCGCCCGGGGCUGGUCCACCACCAGAGGAGCCACACCGGCGAGAAACCCUACGCGUGCGGGCAGUGCGGGAAGAGCUUCACCACCAGCUCCUGCCUGAGGUCCCACAAGAAGACGCACAGCGACGAGAAGCCCUUCGAGUGCCCGCUGUGCGGGAAGAGGUUCAGGGCGAGCUCCAGCCUCAGGAGGCACCAGAGCACGCACACGCGGGAGGAACCUUUGCACUGCGAGAAACCUUUCCGCUGUCCCGACUGCGGGAGGCGCUUCAAGCUCAACUCCUUCCUGGCCAAGCACCGGCUGAUCCACGCCGGGGACGGCCCCCCGGCGAGUGUCACCUGUGUGGCAAGAGGUUCUCGGCCAGUUCUCUCCUGGCCAGGCACCGGUGGAAGUUCCAUUGAGGGCGGCACUGGUGGUGGCCAGGAGGAGCUUGGUGGGGCUUCUCCAGCUCCAUCUCACACGGGAGGAUCUGCUCUGGAUGGUGCCCAGUGA